AUGAGUUAUCAAUAUUUAAAGGCAGCACCAAAGGUUAUUUGCAUUGGUAGAAAUUUUGCUGCUCAUAUCCAGGAAUUAAAUAGUGCCACACCAAAACAGCCUUUUUUUUUCUUGAAGCCUAAAUCUGCUAUCAUAACUCAAUUCUCCAAACAUCUACCAAAGGAAGAUCAACUGAGAAUAUCAGGAGAUGAGUCUUUCCAUGGUCUAAAUGAAAACGGUACGAAUCCAGGACAUAUACUACUUCCAAAUGGCACUGAAGUGCACCAUGAAAUUGAAGUUGCACUAGUCAUGAACAAGUAUUUAUCUAAUGUUUCUGAAGCGAACUUUAAAGCAUCAGAUGUUUAUGACUCGAUCAGUGGCAUAGCGUUAGCCUUAGAUUUAACAGCAAGGAAUGUCCAAGCAGAAGCUAAAAAGAAAGGUUUACCUUGGUCAAUCCCAAAGGGUUUUGACACUUUUUUACCCAUGUCACAGUUCAUAAACAAAGAUAUCCUAACAGCUCAUAAAGAUAAUUUGCAAGAUGUUUUUAACUUAAAGUGUUCUGUUAACGGAGAACUCAGACAGAAUGCAUCAAGUGACUUGAUGCUAGUUACAUUCCAUAAAAUUAUUCAACAUAUUUCAACAAAGAUUACCUUAGAACCUGGUGACAUUAUUUUAACAGGGACUCCAGCAGGCGUUGGUCAGCUCAACCCUGGUGAUCAUAUAUCUGGUGAGUUAUUCUAUAAUGGUAAGAAAAUUAUUAAUAUGGAGUUCGAUUGUUUACAACGCCCAGGGCCAUUUGUAUAUAGAGAGACCUAG
Molecule: messenger RNA, 795 nt
Organism: Tetrapisispora phaffii CBS 4417
Lineage: Eukaryota; Fungi; Ascomycota; Saccharomycetes; Saccharomycetales; Saccharomycetaceae
Gene: FMP41
Product: Fmp41p
Exons: 1
Coding region: 1-795 (264 amino acids)
Cellular component (GO): mitochondrion
Molecular function (GO): acetylpyruvate hydrolase activity
Source: RefSeq, a predicted model, not a curated record